Messenger RNA from Cyphomyrmex costatus, 1761 nucleotides. RefSeq names its product lethal (3) 04053. The transcript is spliced from 8 exons. The coding region runs from base 95 to 1687 and encodes 530 amino acids. The record is from RefSeq and is a predicted model, not a curated record. Lineage: Eukaryota; Metazoa; Arthropoda; Insecta; Hymenoptera; Formicidae. Gene Ontology annotation, biological process: regulation of cytokinesis; positive regulation of cilium assembly; positive regulation of protein localization to cilium. Gene Ontology annotation, cellular component: ciliary basal body; recycling endosome; early endosome.
AGACGUGAGUGAGUGCAUAAUUGCGUACUCUUCUCGGCGAACUUGAACGAAGUCGAACGUCGCAAAUGACUCGAUCGUAGCGUCGACGCGAAUUAUGGCGAAUCGUAAGAGGAUUGACGAUUCGGAUCGUCGCCAUCGUCGGUCGUCGAGAAGCCGCACGUGGUCCUUGUCGCCCGACGAAGAGGAGGAGGAGAAGGAGACGACGACCUCCUGGAAGUCUUGCGUAGCGGCGUGUAAGAACCCUCCAUCACCGUCGGGAAACGAGGUGGUUUUUGUACCGUUUUCGUCUGAUGAGGAGAAAAUGACCUCCGUUCAUUACCCUUGGAAUACCCAAUCCAUGAACAAGCCAUCGCCGACGUUAGACCGUUUCAGUAGGAGUCACGUUGACUCUAUUGAGCAAUCAACAGGUCAAGACGCGCCAUUGCGUCGCGAUAACAACCCCUUUAGUUUUAAGGCUUUUUUGAAGAAUGGCAUGCAGCAAACCAACUAUCACAAUACUGGGGCAAGGCCAAAGGUUUACUCAUCCUCCACACCUAGUUCUGGUAAUAUUGUGGACAAAGAUAAUGUCAGCAGUAGCGUUUAUUCUGGGCGAAACCCAACGGAACUGCCAGACUUUGUACAGGAUCACCUGGUCAUUGAACAGUGUUACCUGAACCAUGAGAAUAGUCAACCAAUACUAUCUGAGGUAGAUAAUCUACCAGAUUUUGCAUUGAACAGUAUGGAACAAAGGCAGUCUCGAUUACGAAGCGAGACCAAAAAGAACGACUCUGACAUCUUGUGCGAUGAUCUACGAUCAUUUGAUCUCACUGAUACGUUGAACAAGGGCUUACCACACAGAGAUCAUUCUGCAUCAAAUACAAUGCAUUCGAAUCACUUGGACCUACCUAUGUUUGAAGAUAGACACAACGAAACUGCACCUGUCUUUCCUCGCCCUGAACAUAGAGAAUUUCCACUCGAUUUACCAUUAAUCUUUGCUGACUCGAAUCCUAAUAUAAAUACAACUACAAGAGGUGAUCUUCCACCAGGAAGUGAAGCGAAUGUUCACAAAUCUCUACCAGACUUUUUAAGCGAUGGUCCUAUACAUAAUAGAUCUUCAGAUUCAGAACUUACAACGAGCAUGGCAGAAUCCACAGAAAGAAGGCUUUUGCUCGAGAACGAAAGAUUACGUCAGCAAUUAGAAGCAUCUCGAAGGCAACUUAGUGAAAAAAUGGAAAGAAUUCGUUCACUGGAGGCAGAAUUGUUAUCUAAAAAGGAAGUCGAACACGAAGAAACGGUGCACUUGGAAAAAGCGAUAGAGCAAGUCGAAGAUAACUUAAAACGAAGUACAAAGCGAGCAGUUAAUGCUGAAAGUACUGUAACAUCAUUGAAAAAAGAGAUUAAACUUUUAACGACAGAGAUAUCUCUACUACGACUAGAGAAUGGUGAUCUUCGAGCUGGUAUUUUAGCUACUGGACAAAGUGAAUCGAAUGCUGGUGCUAUUAACAUGAAUCGUACGAUUAGAAGGCUUGCGCAUGACUUAUUCGCGGCUGCAUCGUCGGCUGAAGUAUCCCUCAGGCAAUUAAUGUCCGGUGUGGAUAAUCUGAGAGUACUCGCAUCGACCCUCGAAAAUGUGGACAGGAUAGAAGAUUGGACCAAAGACUUUUUACCUGAUUCUGAUGAAGAUAAUGCCGCUGGUCCCGCAGUAUAAUAGAAUUUCGCUCUUUCUCUCUCUCUCUCUCUCUCUCUCUCUCUCUCUCUCUCUCGCUAUACAUAUACAUAUAU